Molecule: messenger RNA, 2013 nt
Organism: Chanos chanos (milkfish)
Lineage: Eukaryota; Metazoa; Chordata; Actinopteri; Gonorynchiformes; Chanidae
Gene: slc39a4
Product: solute carrier family 39 member 4
Exons: 12
Coding region: 1-2013 (670 amino acids)
Biological process (GO): zinc ion import across plasma membrane; intracellular monoatomic cation homeostasis
Cellular component (GO): plasma membrane
Molecular function (GO): monoatomic cation:bicarbonate symporter activity; zinc ion transmembrane transporter activity
Source: RefSeq, a predicted model, not a curated record
AUGGGAGGCAGAAACACGGUUGCAUUAUGCGCACUAUUGUGCCUCAUUUUGAACGGGUUCAGUUUCGCGCAGGGCUUCAAAGAAGAAAUUUACGCCAAGGUGGUAAAUUUUCUGUCCCCAGGGGAAGACUACCUGAAUGAAACUGGUGUUCGCUCCUUUUUCGAACUGUUGGAGAAACGUGUGCAAUGCGCUGAAGUGUCGUGUGGAAAGUGUCUGUCUGUGGAAAGCCCCGGUCAGCUGGUCGGUAAUUACUCCAGCUCCGAUGGUCUGGACGUCGCUGGGUUCUUCAGGGUGGCAGCAGGUUGUUGUUUUUACCUCAGCGCCACUCCGCAGGCCUGCGCGGCCGUACAGAAGGGACUGUGGAGAAAUGAGACGGAACACUUCGUCCAAAUCGUCACGGGCGAGGACGACCAUGGGCACGGGGCUGGCACCGUGGCAGAGGGCUUGGACAAAAUGUUCCACGCCAUGGAGCAGUAUUACAGAGCCGACGAAGGGCACGACCAGCACUGCCUUUCUUUAAAUGACAUUUUGGAGGAGAGCAACUUCACUCUGAGUGACCCCCACCCCCACCACCACGACCUGGACGCGGUGUUCGGAAACAUCGUUUACCACGCCAUACGUGGGGACUGCAUGGUCGCACACGCUCACGCUCUUCCUGAGGAGAGCUUCUUUUUGGACUUCAUUUUCUUUCGCUAUGGCCCAGAAAACAUCGACCUGCACGGCCUGGAGAGUUUAAUGACAAGCCUUAACCUUUUGAGUGGCGACCACGAUCACGACCACGACCACGACCACGACCACGACCAUGAUCACGUCUCUGCUACUGGGGACCUCAGACUCAGCCAGGAGGGGGUACAGCCCCGAAACAGCAGCUGGGAUACGACGUGUUUCAGUCCGGGGGAGCUGUUAGAGAUCUAUCACCUGAACGGCUCUGGCCUGACGCGGGCCGAGUUUUCACGUCUCAGCCCCGCCCUUAUACAGCAGCUUCUCAGCGGAGCCUGUCCCGAAACCGGCCCUGCACCCGAACCCUCCGGCAAACUCACCACCGCCGAGAGAUACCUGUAUGCCACACUUGCCAAUGUGAUUAUAUGCCUGGCUGCCGCGUUUGGCAUUGUGAUUCUGCUGUGCACGUCCUGUAGCGGAGUCUUCCAGAUGUGUAUCCAGUUCUGCAUUAGUCUGGCUGUGGGAUCUCUCACCGGAGACUCUCUGCUGCAUCUGCUGCCCGUGUUCCUAGGCCUCCACGCACACGGUGAAGGAGACACUCAUGACCACGCGGGAGAGAACAUGGACCACAUCUAUAAACUGCUGGUGGUGAUCGUGGCGCUGUAUUUUUUCUUCCUGAUAGAGGCUGUCUUCUCCAUCAUCACCAAAAAAAAUCAAGCCACUCACAGCGACGAGGACUCAGAUCCACAUCACUGUGAUCAUGGGACAGUUCUGGAAAUGUUUCACAGGAACAAACAGAGCAAGAAAUCCACCUCCCAAGCAGAUUUGGUUGAUGGUGAGGUUGAAAUGAAACUCCCGACAGAGGCGGUCCCUCACUCUAAAGAUAACCGAAUGCUGUCUCUCAUGAUAACCCUGAGCGACGGGAUCCACAACUUUGCCGACGGGCUGGCGAUCGGAGCGGCCUUUUCCCAGUCAUGGAGGUCGGGGCUGGCCACGUCUCUGGCCGUGCUCUGUCACGAGCUACCUCACGAACUGGGCGAUUUUGCCAUCCUGAUGCACUGCGGCUUGUCCGUGAAGAAAGCUUUGCUGCUGAACAUUGGCAGCGCCAUGGCUUCCUUCAUCGGCCUGUACAUCGCCCUGUCGGUGUCCACCGACACAAUAGCAACGGAGUGGAUCGCCGCAGUCACCGCUGGCUUGUUCCUGUACGUGGGAUUGGCUGAUAUGCUCCCUACUCUGGUGCAUGUGAAAAGCACGAGACCUUGGCUCAUCCUCCUUCUCCAGAACAUUGGACUCUGGACCGGAUGGGGAAUUAUGCUGAUCCUCUCCCUCUACGAGGACAACAUCGGAUUCUAG